AUGUUGCACUAUCCAGUGCAUGACGGCAAGCGCCAGGCGCGUGGAAGGCGAGAUGCGAGGCGUACAGGUGCGAUCCAGGUUCGAAGGCCGCUUGUAUGCGCGCUCCUAGCCUGGACGAUCUGUGCCUGCGUGGCGCAGGACCCGGAUGCCGAGAACGAGGAGGAUAGCUUGGACUUCAGCAUCGCGGGGGAGGGCACUGUCACCAGCACCGAAGAGGUGGUCAGUGGGGUGCUCCUCAUCUACGGAGAGAUGGACACCGAGAUGCUGACGACUGGUGAUAUGGACAUCGUGGUCAAAGAGACUCUGGGCAAGGUCUGCAAGAACUUUGAGCGUGUCACCGGGGCUCCGACGCUCACCAAGAUGUUCGUGGAUGUGCGCACUGUGGGGCAGCGCCGAUUAGGCCGGCUUCUUGCGGGCUGA
Molecule: messenger RNA, 420 nt
Organism: Effrenium voratum
Lineage: Eukaryota; Dinophyceae; Suessiales; Symbiodiniaceae
Source: the annotation of a GenBank genome assembly